CUCUCACUCUCUCAAAAAAGUAGACACUCGCACACUCAUCUGCUGAUCGGCUCCGAGGCGGUGGCGCACGGUGGGGGUUAGGGAUGUAUGCGUCGGCUCGUGACUCGAGGUUUCUUCAGCAGCCAGUUCCUGUAACCAGGAUUCGGAAGUAUGGCCAAGCAGCGGUCUCUCCUCUCCAUCUUCCGCUGCCCCACCGCGGACUCAGGGUGCGCGCACUCCGAUUACUUUGCCGGAGCACGGCGCCCGCGAUGCCUAAUACGACGCUGGAACAGCCGGGAGGGAAGAUGGUGGUGGAAUUGGUCGGAGCUUUCAAUCAGCUCACUGAGAGGAUGAACAACGUCCUAUCCACCAGUUCCUCUCGCAUACUCUUUGACUCUCUCACCCUCUCCAUCCCUAUUCUUCAGACAUUGCCUCUCCCACCCGAUGGCCGAUCUCCUCUAUCCAAGGCCUUGUCCGUUGCCGUUCUUCUCGCCGAUCUUCAGGUGGAUGCAGAAGUUAUUUCAGCUGGCAUACUACGGGAGGUUCUGGAGGCAGGUGCUGUAUCCAUACAGGAUGUUAGGGAUCGGAUCAGUACUGCUACUGCUCAUCUAUUGCAUGAAAGUUUGCGUGUUAAGGAAAUUCAUACAAAAGUAGAAGUUGUUGAUGAUGACACUGCUGCUGCAUUAAGAAAAUUCUGCCUGACAUACUAUGAUGUAAGGGCUCUGAUUCUUGACCUAGCCAUCAAGCUUGAUACGAUGAGACAUCUAGAUUUCCUGCCAAGAUAUCAACAGCAGAUGUUUUCCCUGGAGGUUAUGAGGAUACAUGCUCCUUUAGCUCAUGCUGUGGGAACAAAUGUUUUAUCGCUGGAGUUGGAAGACCUCUCUUUCAGAUAUUUGUUUCCAUAUUCAUACCUUUAUGUUGAUACUUGGCUGAGAAGCCAUGAGACAGGAAAUAAGCCUCUAAUAGACAUUUACAAGGAGCAACUUCUUCAAUCCUUAAAAACAGAUCCCUUGCUAUCUGAAAUGGUGGAUGAUAUCUCAGUUAAAGGUCGCUAUAAAACUCGCUAUAGCACCAUGAAGAAGCUUUUAAGUGAUGGGCGUAAGCCUGAAGAAGUAAAUGAUAUUUUAGGAUUGCGAAUCAUAUUGAAACCUAGAUCUGUAGUAGAUGUACCAGAAAUAGGUGAGAAGGCAUGCUACAGGACACAUGAAAUCAUCCAAUCUAUGUGGAAAGAAAUGCCACACAGGACAAAAGAUUAUAUUGCUAGACCCAAAGCUAAUGGCUAUAAAAGUUUGCACAUGGCAGUUGAUGUGAGUGAUGACAGCAGGACUAGACCACUCAUGGAAAUACAAAUACGGACUACAGAGAUGGAUAUGUUGGCUUCUGGUGGAACUGCAUCUCAUUCUUUGUACAAGAGUGGUCUUACUGAUCCAGAAGAGGCAAAACGGCUUAAAGCCAUCAUGAUUGCUGCAGCUGAACUUGCAGCAUUGCGCCUUAAAGAUCUUCCUUCCACAAGCCACAAAACUAUAGAAAUUGACGAGAGAGAUCGAGUAUUCCGCCUUCUCGAUAAAAAUGGAGAUGGCAAGAUUAGCGUUGAGGAGCUAACGGAGGUGAUGGAAGAGCUUGGUGCCCAAGGGGAAGAUGCACGGGAGAUGAUGCAGCUCCUUGACUCAAACAGUGAUGGUUCUCUGAGCUCUGAUGAGUUUGAUUUGUUCCAAAAACAGGUAUCAAAGCCUGCUAUAGUAGAAAUAAUCACUGAAACCACAAGAAGUAUGGACCAUUUUAGUGUUUUGCAUGCACAUGCUUGUUUCACAUGCAUCGAUUAUAAGAAAGGAUAAGUUUUGGGUUUUUUCUCAGGAUAAGUUUUGGGCUUUUUCUCACGGGGAUGUCAAGUCCCUCUGACAUACAUGCUGUACAUGCUUUGAUGCUUUGGGUUUCUAAAUGAUGGGCUGCCUUUAUUUUUUAACUAUUUGCAGCUGCAUGAUUGCCACGCCUAGCUGAACUUUAUUCUUGCUUAUGGAUCAUUUUGUUGGUGGUAUUUGUUAAGCAAUACAAAGUGGCUUGUCUAUGAAUACUUGCUGCUUGUGUUAGGUAUUUUGCUUAGGAGAAAGAUUUAAUGUGACCUUUUAAAAUGUUUACCCAACUUGGAUCCUGUUUGUUACCAAAAGUUCCAAAAUCUUGCCAAGGUUUUGGGCAUUUGCUGUAGGCUUGUCCUGAAUUGCAAUUCACUAGUCACUGCUGGCUUACGGGAAGAUGAGAUGCUAUCCCAAAUCUGUAGGAUGAGAGACUUCCUGUGUUCUGUCAAUUAAUGAUGUUUCCUACUUUUACUGCAGGUUGAAAUUAUGCGUAAUUUAGAAGGCAGAGAUGAUCAAUAUCGAACCAUGUUGAAUAAGAAGCAUGAAAUGGCAGACAGAGGUGGCUUGAUUUAGGCAUAUGCAGUGGUGACUGGAAAGAGCUCGAUGACAGUCUAGCAAUGAGUUAGUCUUGCUUCUGUCUUGAGUGAAGGAGAAGCUUUGGGAUCUAAUUUAACCCCUAUUUUUCUCUUCCCACUAUGUAAAUAUUUUUCUGUACAGUAAAUAAUUAAAGUUUGUGUAUCUUAAUUAGCAUUUAAUACUUCAUUAUGAAGUGUUUAGGCUAUAAAGUAGUAAAAUUGUUUUUCA
Molecule: messenger RNA, 2636 nt
Organism: Malania oleifera
Lineage: Eukaryota; Viridiplantae; Streptophyta; Magnoliopsida; Santalales; Ximeniaceae
Product: probable GTP diphosphokinase CRSH, chloroplastic
Exons: 3
Coding region: 84-1814 (576 amino acids)
Biological process (GO): guanosine tetraphosphate metabolic process
Molecular function (GO): calcium ion binding
Source: RefSeq, a predicted model, not a curated record